Messenger RNA from Spodoptera frugiperda (fall armyworm), 4329 nucleotides. It is a transcript of the gene AP-1-2beta, whose product is annotated as AP-1 complex subunit beta-1. Gene Ontology annotation, molecular function: clathrin binding. Gene Ontology annotation, cellular component: clathrin adaptor complex; membrane coat. Gene Ontology annotation, biological process: intracellular protein transport; vesicle-mediated transport. Lineage: Eukaryota; Metazoa; Arthropoda; Insecta; Lepidoptera; Noctuidae. The record is from RefSeq and is a predicted model, not a curated record. Bases 215 to 2980 code for a protein of 921 amino acids. The transcript has 19 exons.
CGCCCCUUCGUCGUGUCAAAAGUGCGUUUGCAAGUUUUAUUUCAUUUACUGUACAAUAUUUCGACAAUUUAUUUGUUAUUUGCAUUUAUUUAAAGUUCUUACAUACUAUUCUCUGAUAUUAUAAUUAAUUACGAAGUCGGGUGUCACAAAUAAAUAGUUUUAACAUCAUCCAAGUGUUGUAAAAUUAGAGGAAAAGUGGUGUAAAACAGUCAAGAUGACGGAUUCAAAGUAUUUCACGACGACGAAGAAGGGAGAGAUAUUCGAACUCAAAUCGGAACUGAACAGUGAUAAAAAGGAGAAAAAGAAGGAGGCAGUCAAAAAAGUCAUAGCAUCAAUGACAGUCGGCAAAGAUGUGUCCGCAUUAUUCCCCGACGUUGUAAACUGCAUGCAGACCGAUAACUUGGAACUCAAGAAGCUGGUCUACCUGUACCUGAUGAACUACGCCAAGUCUCAGCCGGAUAUGGCCAUCAUGGCCGUGAACACCUUCGUUAAGGAUCUACCAACAUACCAGCUUGUUAAGGACUGUGAGGACUCCAACCCACUGAUCAGAGCCCUGGCUGUGCGGACCAUGGGCUGCAUCAGAGUGGACAAGAUCACUGAGUACCUGUGUGAGCCUCUCCGCAAGUGCUUGAAAGAUGAGGAUCCUUAUGUCAGGAAGACCGCUGCCGUGUGCGUUGCUAAGCUAUAUGAUAUUUCUUCGAGCAUGGUUGAAGAUCAGGGUUUCCUAGACCAGCUGAAGGAUCUGCUGAGCGACUCCAACCCCAUGGUGGUGGCCAACGCGGUCGCCGCGCUGUCGGAGAUCAACGAGGCCAGUGUGUCCGGACAGCCUUUAGUGGAAAUGAACGCUCCGACAAUAAACAAGUUGCUGACUGCCCUGAACGAGUGCACGGAGUGGGGCCAGGUGUUCAUACUGGACGCGCUGUCCAACUACUCGCCCAGAGACGCCCGGGAGGCACACUCCAUCUGCGAGCGGAUCACGCCCAGGCUCGCGCAUGCUAAUGCUGCUGUCGUAUUGUCGGCGGUCAAGGUCCUAAUGAAGCUGAUGGAGAUGGUAUCGGAGGACACGGAGCUGGUGAGCACUCUGUCCCGUAAGCUGGCGCCGCCGCUGGUGACGCUGCUCAGCGCCGAGCCCGAGGUGCAGUACGUCGCGCUACGGAACAUCAACCUCGUCGUGCAGAAGCGACCUGAUAUCCUCAAGCAUGAGAUGAAGGUAUUCUUCGUGAAAUACAACGACCCGAUCUACGUGAAGUUGGAGAAGCUGGACAUCAUGAUCCGGCUGGCGUCGCAGGCGAACAUCGCGCAGGUGCUGGGCGAGCUCAAGGAGUACGCCACCGAGGUGGAUGUAGACUUCGUCAGGAAGGCCGUCCGGGCCAUCGGACGGUGUGCUAUUAAGGUGGAACCAUCAGCCGAGCGCUGCGUCUCCACUCUCCUGGAGCUGAUCCAGACCAAAGUGAACUACGUGGUGCAGGAAGCCAUCGUGGUGAUCAAGGACAUCUUCAGGAAGUACCCCAACAAGUACGAGAGCAUCAUCAGCACUCUGUGUGAGAACCUGGACACGCUGGACGAGCCUGAAGCCAGGGCUUCCAUGGUGUGGAUCGUGGGUGAAUACGCCGAGCGUAUCGACAAUGCUGACGAGCUGCUCGACUCCUUCCUCGAAGGAUUCCACGAUGAGAAUGCACAGGUCCAGCUGCAGCUGCUGACGGCGGUGGUGAAGCUGUUCCUGAAGCGGCCGGCCGACACGCAGGAGCUGGUGCAGCAUGUCCUCAGCCUCGCCACGCAGGACUCCGACAACCCCGACUUGAGGGACCGAGGUUUCAUCUACUGGCGUCUUCUAUCGACGGACCCGGCGGCCGCCAAGGAGGUGGUCCUGGCUGACAAACCCCUCAUCUCCGAGGAGACAGACCUCUUGGAGCCCACACUGCUGGACGAACUCAUCUGUCACAUCAGUUCCCUUGCUUCCGUGUACCAUAAGCCACCCACAGCUUUUGUUGAAGGUCGCGGUGCGGGCGUCCGUAAGUCGCUGCCGGCCCGUGGGGGCUCAGCCACCCACGAGGAGCCCGCGCAGCCCACCGUCAUACCCAACCAACUACACGGGGAAUCUCUUAUCGGAGACCUGCUCUCCAUGGACAUUGGCGGACCUCCCCCUGCACCCGCCCCUACAUCCAACCUGGAUCUACUCGCUGGUGGUCUCGAUGUACUGUUGGGUGGCGGUCCAGAGCCGGGCCCCACGUCGGGUACGACCGGCCUGCUGGGCGAUAUAUUCGGAGUGACGACGGCGCCCGCCUCCUACGUACCGCCCAAGCAGUGCUGGCUGCCCGCUGAUAAGGGGAAAGGUCUAGAAAUCUGGGGCACGUUCAGUCGCCAGAACGGGCAGCCGCGCAUGGAGAUGACGUUCACCAACAAGGCCAUGCAGGCCAUGAGCGGGUUCGCCAUACAGCUCAACAAGAACAGUUUCGGCGUGUUCCCGUCGGGCGGACUAAGCGUGGGCGCGGUGCCGGCCGGGGCCGCGGCUGACGCCCCGCUGGCGCUGGCCACCACUGGACCCGUGCAGAGGAUGGAACCACUCAAUAACCUGCAGGUCGCAAUCAAAAACAACGUCGACGUAUUCUACUUCGCGUGCCUCAUCCCCGUACACAUCCUAUUCACUGAGGACGGACAACUCGACAAACGGGUGUUCCUAACCACAUGGAAAGAGAUCCCCGCCGCCAACGAAGUCCAACACACAUUAUCAAACGUCACAGGCAACGCAGACUCUAUCGCUCAGAAAAUGACACUAAACAACAUCUUUACUAUCGCCAAAAGGAAUGUUGAAGGGCAAGAUAUGCUCUACCAGUCCCUAAAACUCACUAAUAAUAUUUGGGUGCUCUUAGAGUUGAAACUACAGCCUGGUAAUCCUGAAGCUACCCUCAGUUUGAAGUCCCGGACUGUGGAAGUCGCGUCUUGCAUAUUCCAGGCCUAUGAAGCUAUUAUUAAGUCGUAAUCUCAUUUUGUAAAGAGAUAGAUUGUUUUAAACUGUGCAUUGGACAGCGUGUUUUGUAAUAAGACAUCGGUUUUGUCAUGAAAUUUAGUAUAUUUCGUCGGCUUAUUGCAAGAAAUCAUUAACUUCAAAAAACUUUUUCUUUAGUGGAAUUAUUUUGACACAUUCUACAAAAUGCAAAAACAAAUUUCAUCAACGUAGUUAUAUUAAGGGUAAUAUGGGCAAAUCAACACCCAACCAAUACAUAAUUCAAACUAAAAUACCGUUUAUCUCAAAAUAGUGGAUAUGUCACAUAAUGAAUUCUUUCAAUAAGCCGACGAUUGGAAGAUAUUGAUAAAUGUCAUGUCUUACUAGUAAGCGCAAAUACGCUGUCCCUAAAAAUGCCAGUUUCUACUCGGAAAGCUUGCUUUGGUAAAUAAAGACCUCAUUCUCACUAAAAAUGGCAGAUUAUGUCAUAAGCUCAAUUCAAAUAGCAAUUAUUAAUUUAUAUGUCAUACAAAUACUUAGUCAAAUGGAUUAGGAAAAUAUAUAGCCAAUCUGUAUAAUGUAGGUAUCCAUUCGAUUUUCUACUGUAUUACAAAAGUAUAAAGUUGAUAAUCGAUCAAAUCAGAUGUUGAUCUGCUGUACGUAAAGAGAUUGAGGUUUAUAACCAAAGCAAGAGUAUAUCUCGACUUAUAUGUAUAUGUUGGUAUAAGAAUGUUAAUGAAAGUAUUCCUAUGUAAGUUAUAAAGACUUGUAAAUUCCAUUAUAGAUUGUAUGAAUGUUAGAUGCGCGGUACAUAUAUAUUUAAUGACGGUUUUGGCGGCGGCGCUAGUGUUGCUUAGGGUCCAAAAGAAUACUUGCUUAUGUCAUUGGUCAAUCAACUUGUAAUAGCUGAGCUGAUUGGACUAAUGGGACCUUAUGGUAAGCGUCCACUGAUCCGCAUCGUACGGACCGCUCAUCGGCAAUGCCUACAAGCUAUGCGUGCUGAUGACGUCAAAUGAAAUCAGAUGCGUACGAUGCGGGUCUGUGGACGCUUACCUUUAUGGGGCCUUACGCUACUAGCGCCAUCUCUUGAGCGUUAAGUUAAAACCCUCAUUAUCAAAUAGCUUACAUAUUAGACCAUUAUGCAGCUGUAUUACAAUCUGGUUAUUAAUGAAAUUAACGACUGGAAUCAAAUGAAAUGUUAUUUUAAUUCAAAGUUAAGAGAUUAAAUUGAUGAAAUUAUGGUUUUUAAUGUUUGUUACUCGACUGUGUGAGCAGUGCAGUGGUAAUUUAAUUAAUUAUUAAUAUAUUAUGAUUAUAGUUCGCGCCGUUUGGUGACAAACACGCUGUAUGUAAGACGUUACUGUAAUAAAUUUAUGUUAUACUGA